AAAACAACAAUUGAACAGAAAGUCACUUCUGUAGAGAUUGUACAUUGAGUGCACGGUGAAUUGUGCACUACGCUGUGCGCGACAUUGUUUCCGUUUGUGCGUGUGGGUCAUUGAUGUCGGUGUGUAGGGGCAGCCUGGUCAGCAGGCUAGUCAGUGGCUCCUCGCCUAUGUUUGAACUUCAUGCCUGAACAUAUUACCGAUGUGUAUGCCAUGUUUUCUAGCGCCGAGCUCUGUCAUGCGAAUCCUCUGGUACGCCCACGCACAGCCCACGCACAGCGCACGCACGCUCGUUCACUCCCAAGACGACACCGAAUCCGUGACUCUCUCCAGUUGAGCUGGUGACGCUGUUCGCUCUCUGGCGGUAGAACGGGGAUGUUUGGCAUUUGUACCGAUUUGUGCUUGCCUUCUGUGAGAUGAACGGAUGGAGAGGACCAGUGACCAAACAUGCCUACAGUCCUCCGCGGCACGGGAAAACUUUCCAUCGUGUGUUCACUGAUUCGUUGCGCAUCUCAGCAUCUGGAACAGGAAAUGGUGGUGGCAGACAUGCAUUGCUCUGUCUCACAGGUCACAGGAAGUGAGCGUAACGGCUGUUCCAAAGAUAUUCUAGGGGACAUGACCCAUUCCUGGCCAUCCCAGCAACCCUCAGGAGGGAGUCAGGCCCAACGCUUCCCCUAUAACCCUAAGGAAGCAAAGCCGCACACAACUCAGCAAACUUGGGAGAAUGUGCAGCAGCUGAGGAUGACCCAGCCUCACGUGGCGCCUCACAAAUCUAUGCUCGCUGAUGACUUGAAGCUCAGCAGUGACGAGGAGGAUGCUGACAAGGACCCUGAGCAGUCAGCCUCCUGGACUGGUAACAAUAGUCUGUCGGAACAGCACACACACACACAUGGUGGGAGGGUGAGACAUUCAUGCUCAGACUCUUCAGGCUCAGACUCUUCAGGCUCAGACUCCUCCAGUGAGUCGGAGGAGAGCAGUAGCCAGCGCCUUCGUAGCCCCAGCCCAGAAACACACUCCGAUCCUGGGACACCCACCGACGCUCUCCUCGGCUGCACCGAGGAGACAGAUCACCCCCCCACCACUCAGUGGCAGCUGGAUAAGUGGCUGAAGAAAGUCCGAAAAAAAUCCUCCUCCUGGGAUUCCAGCAACCGUGACCACACCCAGAGAGCUACAGAACACAGCUCGCCCUCCCCAGACCCCCACAGAGCCCCGUCUCCAGCCAGAUCCUGGGGGACCAGAGAGGACUACAGCCCCGGCCAGAGCCCUGUUCCCAGCCCACACUUUAACUACAGCCCCAGGCAUAGCCCUCGGCCUAGCCCUCGGCCUAGCCCUGGCUACAGCCCCUGUCCCAGUCCUUGCCACAGCCCAAGACACAGCCCCAUCCUUAGCCCGGUCCCCAGUGUCUGUCUGAGUCCCUGCCUCAGCCCCAGAGCCAACCGCGACCCUAGCCCCAUACCCCGACACCCCCCUAAGAGUCCUAGUCCCAGCCUUACUCAGUCUAGCUCCCGUCACUAUCCUCAGGUUCGGAGUCCUCAUCAGGAAAGCUUCAGGCCUCUCACGCGGCCUAGCUUAACAUCCAGCCCGAGCCAUAGACCCAAAAUCAGGAUCGCACCUGCUCCCAGCUUUGAGUCCAAGAGCAAACUGAGGCACAGUUCCUCUCCCCAGCCUCCACUUCAGCACGGCUCCAGGCCUAAACCCAAACAGAGCCAAUCUGUUCCCACUCCCAAGAACACAGCCAAGGCAGCCCCUGCGCUGAGCACUGAGCCGAGCCACAGACCCAGACCUAGUCCCAACUCCAGUCCCAGGCUUCAUUCUCAGCCUAGGUUGAAACACAACCCCAUCCUAGCACUCAAAACCAGCCAACAACUAACAACCUCUGGACAAAGGCCCAAGGAGAGUAGCAGACUCAGCCACAAUUCCAACUCCAAACCCAGGCCCAAGUUUGGGCCUAGUUUGACAACCAGCCUCAGUACCAGUCCCAGUCCCACACCCAGGGCCAAGACCUUACCUCCCGCAGACCCUAGCAGAGAGACCAGCAGCAGAGUUGGUCACAGUUCCAAAUCGAGUCCCAAGCCACAUUCUCGGCCGAUCUCCAAAGCUGGUUCUGGGCCUAGCUCUAGAUCCAGCCCCAGUCCUAUACCCAAAGUCAAGUCCCGGGAGAACCCUGCUCCCCACCCAAAGCCUCCACAGAGGAAGCCCCAAUCCAGGGAGAGAGAACGGGAGGUGGACAACCGGAGAGAGACCCAGGCAGCAGACAGGAAGGCAGACAGGCAGGCAGAGGGAAGAGGGCGGUGUAAUGUAGAGAGACAGGGAGAGAGGCCAGGGGAGAAACAGGGAGAGAGAAGACUGGCAGAGGAUAAGUUGCUAAGACGCCCCUGGGUCCAGAGUUCAGAGGAGGAAGAGGACGUAGAGGAGAGAAAGAGGAGGAGGGAGGAGAGAGAGAAGGAGGAGAAGAGGAGGAGGAGGAAGGAGCAGCAGCAGCAGAGUGGUGAAUGGCAGGCGGUCCAGCCCAAGCAGAGACCUCACACCAACAGCGAGCGACACCGCAAUCCCAUUGAUCCACAACGCCACGGGACUAAGAAAAAGAGGAGGAGGAAGAGUGAGGAGGAAGAGAGAGAGUCUCAGCCGGACCCUUCCCUUCCGCCCUCCUCCCCCACACCUGUCAUCCCUCCCACAGAUUCCUCUUCUUCAUCAUCUUCCUCAUCAGAGUCCGACUCGGAGCCCAGUCUGCCUCCCAACGUCGCCAAAGUCCCAGCCGACUCCACGUCCAGCCAGCGUCCCAUCCCCAGGAGAGGGCACCAGGGCCCUGGGAGGCCUUCAGACACCAGGCCAGGAGUGCUCUACCCCACUGCCACAUCCAACCAAGCCCACGGGCCGCAGAGCCAGGCAAAGCAGAAACUCUACACCUUGGUCCCAUUUGGGCGUAGUGAGCAAGCCCCAUCCUCACACCGAGGCCUGAGGAAUCUGGUGGUGCAGUUAAACCUCUCCCUGCUCAGCAGAGUGCCUGAUACUACGACAGACACCCCAGCCUCUCACAAACACCCCUCCUCUUCCUCUUCCAAGCAAAAAGAGGCCAUGAGACACCUGUACACCCCAGAGACAGAGGGAGGAGACAGCAGGAGGAAACGGAAGUCAGAGAAUGGAAUCCAGCACCACAGAGAGAGUAAGCGGAGUAACUCCCAAACCAACGGCCCCUCUGCCCACACAGAGUCUACAGCUAACAGAGAGAGUAAGAGGAGUAACUCCCAAACCAACGGCCCCUCUGCCCACACAGAGUCUACAGCUAACAGAGAGAGUAAGAGGAGUAACUCCCACACCAACGGCCCCUCAGCCCACACAGAGUCUACAGCUAACAGAGAGAGUAAGAGGAGUAACUCCCAAACUAACGGCCCCUCAGCCCACACAGAGUCUACAGCUAACAGAGAGAGUAAGAGGAGUAACUCCCAAACUAACGGCCCCUCAGCCCACACAGAGUCUACAGCUAACAGAGAGAGUAAGCAGAGUAACUCCCACACCAAUGGCCCCUCAGCCCACACAGAGUCUACAGCUAACAGAGUGAGUAAGCGGAGUAACUCCAACACCAACGGCCCCUCAGCCCACACAGCUAACAGAUGUCUAGACCCCCACACAGAUGCCAGACACAACAGGUUCUUGGAGGACUACCUAGACAGUAAGAGGCCACUGUCCCCCCUGUCCCCUCUCUCUGACACCCCGGACCCCACCAAGCCUCCCAUCAAAACACAGCCCCCAGUGCAGCACUACACAAACAGUGAGGUGCCCAGGACCCAUGCUAAGAUGGAGGUGGAGUGUGUAGGUGUGUCAGGGAAGCCCCCACACAUGUGUGAAUCCUGGGGACCUCCUUUACAACGGGCAGGGAGCCAGAGAGGAACUGUACUCAACCAUGAACCCCCACACCAUGCUGAGUACUACAUGCAUGAGGCCAAGAGAAUGAAGCACCGUGCAGAUGCCAUGGUAGAUAAGCUGGGGAAAGCAGUGAACUAUGUGGAUGCUGCUCUCUCCUUCAUGGAGUGUGGCAAAGCUAUGGAGGAGGGACCACUGGAGGACAAGUCACCCUAUACCAUGUACACAGAGACGGUAGAGCUCAUCAGGUAUGCCAUGAGGCUGAAGAACCACUCUGGUCCUGGGGCCAGACAGGAAGACAAACAGUUGGCCGUACUGUGUUUCCGGUGCCUUGCUCUCCUGUACUGGCAGAUGUUUCGUCUGAAGAAGGACCAAGCCAUGAAGUACUCCAAAGCUCUACUGGAGUACUUUAAGAGUUCUCCCAAAGUGCCUACUACACCCCCCAUCUGGAGCGGCUCAGGAAAGGGCACAGGGGGGCCUCCCUCCUCUCUCUCCCCCAGCCCCUCAGCCCUCCCCCUGGGCAGCUCCCCCUCUUCCCUCAUCAACAUUCCCCUGCGUAUCCACCAGAUGGCAGCAAACCACCUGAACAUCACCAACAAUGUCCUAUACAGCUAUGAGUACUGGGAGCUAGCAGAAAGCCUGGUCAGAGACAACAAUGAGUUCUUUAACUACCUGAAUACACUGUCAGGGCCAUUGACUCUCCACAGUAGUAUUGCUCAUGCAGUCCAGUACACCAGACAGGGUCUGCAGUGGAUCCGCAUCAGUGCCAGCGUGGGCUAGUGGCAGGAGGGAGAGAGGGACACAACCAGUGUGAUUAUAAGGGGAGGAUUCCCCCUGCAUUCCACGUCGUCAGGAUCAGCGUGGGCUAGUGGCAGGAGGGAGAGAGGGACACAACCAGUGUGAUUAUAAGGGGAGGAUUCCCCCUGCAUUCCACGUCGUCAGGAUCAGCGUGGGCUAGUGGCAGGAGGGAGAGAGGGACACAACCAGUGUGAUUAUAAGGGGAGGAUUCCCCCUGCAUUCCACGUCGUCAGGAUCAGCGUGGGCUAGUGGCAGGAGGGAGAGAGGGACACAACCAGUGUGAUUAUAAGGGGAGGAUUCCCCCUGCAUUCCACGUCGUCAGGAUCAGCGUGGGCUAGUGGCAGGAGGGAGAGAGGGACACAACCAGUGUGAUUAUAAGGGGAGGAUUCCCCUGCAUUCCACGUCGUCAGGAUCAGCGUGGGCUAGUGGCAGGAGGGAGAGAGGGACACAAGCAGUGUGAUUAUAAGGGGAGGAUUCCCCCUGCAUUCCACGUCGUCAGGAUCAGCGUGGGCUAGUGGCAGGAGGGAGAGAGGGACACAACCAGUGUGAUUAUAAGGGGAGGAUUCCCCCUGCAUUCCACGUCGUCAGGAUUAUUAUUAUGCUUCAAUUCUCAGCAUGUACCGUAAAUGAUGGCUUGGAUUUAUAAACAGUGCUGACGCUUUACCUUGUGCGUUUAUCUUGAUUGGGGGAAGGUGUUGUUAUUCCUACAAUGAAGCAGAGCGAACUGUCUUGGUAUCUCUUUCCUCUUCCUGUUCGGAUUGUCAGUGCAGAUCUACAAAGUGCCACAUGGAUUUAAAGCUUUUAAACUUGCUGCUUUGCCAAAUGUGCCACAUGUGAUGAUGAAACAAACACAAAAACUGUCUAACAAGGACAUUUUAAGAGAAACAUGGCUCAGUGCACCACCGAGGACUUUAUGAUUCUUCUACUGUACAAAACAUAGACUGUAAAAGAUCCAGAGACCUGGACUACAUUUCUGAAUACAAUGCAUUCAACCACAGUAAAACUCUAACUAGCGUCCGUUGCAAAAAGCCACUGUGGUAACCAGUGACCAUUUCCUCAAAAAGCCAAUUCCUGUCCACUGGGCAUAGACGCCAGUUCAAUGACUAGUUUUGAUUUACGUUUGGUUGAGUUGUCUACUAACGUGAAUUCAACGUGAAUAAACAAAAAAUGUCAUCAUGUUAUUGGAUUUAGGUUGGAAAAAAGACUAAAUUCCCUUGCGUUGAUUACUUUUUACAAAUCCAAUCGGUUUUCCAUGUUGAUUCAACGUCAUCACAUUGAUUGUUUUUGUUAAAAUGACGUGGAUACAACAUUCAUUCAACCAGUUUGUGCCCAGUGGGAAGAGACCUGGACUGCAUUUCUGGACUACAUUUCCCAUGAGCCUUUACAAGACACAUGGAUUCUUCAUGGGAAAGGUGAAGUUGGGAUUUUGAGUUUUCUUUUGGAUUGUCAGACCACUCAUCCCAAAGGGUGGAUCAAGUUACCGGUAGCUUUGCUUUUAUGUUUUAUGACUCCACUAUGUGAUGGCCUUUUUAAGGACAUUUUGAGAUACCUUUCACUUUUUAUGUGCACUGUGUGUGUCAGACCAUUCAUUUUUACAAAAAUAUCAAAACUAGAGCAUUUAGAUGUUGAUUUUCUGGCCAGCAUUCAUGUUCCUGUUUUGCAAAAUUAUUAUUUAUAACAUCGUCUAAUGUGGUUAUCAAAAGUUACAUACCAAAAUGUGUUUCAUAAAUGUCUUUUUGAUAUUGCAAUUUGUAUGUAGGGGUCUAUCCCCUUGUUUAUUGAAGCAGAAUGUGUACAGUGAGUGUACAAAACAUUAGGAACACCUGCUCUUUCCAUGACAGACUAACCAAAUCAAAUCACAUUUUAUUGGUCACAUAAACAUGGUUAGCAGAUGUUAAUCCAAGUGUAGCAAAAUGCUUAUGCUUCUAGUUCCGACAGUGCAGCAAUAUCUAACAAGUAAUCUAACAAUUCCACAACGACCUAAUACACACACAUCUAAGUAAAGGUAUGGAAUGAGAAUAUAUCCAUAUAUGGAUGAGCGGUAUAGGCAUAGACCAGCUGAAAGCUAAGAUCCCUUAUUGACGAUUCUUCUUAAAUACACUUCCAUCAGUGUAGAUGUAGGGGAGGAGACAGGUUCAAGAAUUAUUUUUAAACCUUGAGACAAUUGAGACAUGGAUUGUGUAUGUGUACCAUUCAGAGGGUGAAUGGGCAAGACAAAAAUGUAAGUGCUUUUAAACAGGAUAUGGUAGUAGGUGCCAGGCGCAUCGGUUUGUGUCAAGAACUGCAACCCUGCUGGGUUUUUCAUGCUCAACAGUUUCCCAUGUGUAUCAAGAAUGGUCCACCACCCAAAGGACAUCCAGCCAACUUGGCACAACUGUGAGAAGGAUUGGAGUCAACAUGGGCCAGCAUCCCUGUGGAACGCUUUGGACAUCUUGUAGAGUUCCUUCCCUGACGAAUUGAGUCUGUUCUGUGGGCAAACUGGAUAUUAGGAAGGUAUUCUUGAUGUUUUAUCUAUCUGAUGAUGAACCAGAUAGAUUUCUACUUAGUGAUCUCUCAGAUAUUUCCAAAAUUAUAUUUGUCUCACUCAACUUUC
This is a messenger RNA of Oncorhynchus nerka (sockeye salmon), 7249 nucleotides long. RefSeq names its product AF4/FMR2 family member 3-like. The record is from RefSeq and is a predicted model, not a curated record. Gene Ontology annotation, cellular component: nucleus; super elongation complex. Lineage: Eukaryota; Metazoa; Chordata; Actinopteri; Salmoniformes; Salmonidae. Gene Ontology annotation, biological process: regulation of gene expression.